AUGGAUUGGCCGGUCGAGAGAUCAAGUCUGGACAACGAGCACCAGACAAAGACGUCAAGCAAAGGAAACGAGGUGGCCGUCGAGGGAAUCACCGGUAGUCGUGGAUGGGAAUGCCUAUCUCUCAUCGAGACCAGAGCAAUCCUGCAGCUUGUGUCCUCCAUUUCGAACCUCCCUUCCCUCAUUAAAGAGAGCAUCACCAUGACGGAGAGCGAGUUGACACCCAAAUUCGCCCCGUUCCUGUCGUUCGCAGGAAUUGCUGCAGCCCUUGCUGCAGAAUCACCAAGGCUCACUGAUACAGCGGCCGGAGCGGCAUAUGGAACAGCGAAAGCCGGUAUCGGAAUCGCCGGUGUGGGAACGUUCAGGCCUGAUCUAAUCAUGAAGUCCUUGAUUCCCGUCGUUAUGUCCGGUAUCAUCGCAGUCUACGGUCUAGUCAUUGCCGUCCUUAUCCAGGGCGAUGUCACUGCGCCGACAGGGAGUGAACCGUCAUUGAGCUUAUAUGCGGGUUGCAUGCAUCUGGCGUCAGGUCUGUCGGUCGGCCUCGCUGGAAUAGCUGCCGGAUACACGAUCGGAAUCGUUGGAGAUGCCGGAGUUCGCGCUUACAUGCAGCAAUCCAGAGUCUACGUCGGCAUGAUUCUCAUUUUGAUUUUCGGUGAAGUUCUUGGGCUUUAUGGGCUAAUCGUUGGUCUCAUCCUGAACUCGAAGAGUUCGAACUGA
Messenger RNA from Aspergillus nidulans FGSC A4, 714 nucleotides. Its product is annotated as V-type proton ATPase proteolipid subunit. Gene Ontology annotation, biological process: proton transmembrane transport. The transcript has 8 exons. The record is from RefSeq and is a predicted model, not a curated record. Gene Ontology annotation, cellular component: vacuolar proton-transporting V-type ATPase complex; vacuolar membrane; proton-transporting V-type ATPase complex. NCBI's taxonomy places the organism in Eukaryota, Fungi, Ascomycota, Eurotiomycetes, Eurotiales, Aspergillaceae. Bases 1 to 714 code for a protein of 237 amino acids. Gene Ontology annotation, molecular function: proton-transporting ATPase activity, rotational mechanism; proton transmembrane transporter activity.